Drosophila hydei is the source of this 939-nucleotide messenger RNA. RefSeq names its product ribosome biogenesis protein TSR3 homolog. The record is from RefSeq and is a predicted model, not a curated record. Gene Ontology annotation, biological process: maturation of SSU-rRNA. NCBI's taxonomy places the organism in Eukaryota, Metazoa, Arthropoda, Insecta, Diptera, Drosophilidae. Gene Ontology annotation, molecular function: rRNA small subunit aminocarboxypropyltransferase activity. Bases 122 to 916 code for a protein of 264 amino acids. The transcript has a single exon.
GGCGCCAACAUGCACCAUGCGGCCAAUUUAUCGUAAUCGAUAACAUAUGGUUGCUGGCAAGGCAAGAAACAAAUUGUAUAUAAAUAUAAAUAUAAGUUCGUAUUAAUUGAAACUAAGCAAAAUGAGUGCGCGACAUAGGGGCAAAUCCAAGCGUGGUGCUGGCGCAAGCUCUUAUCGUAAUGUCAAGUCAAAUCACAACUGCGAACGCAGCUUCGCCCAACAGGCCAAUGAACUGUCCAAUUGCAAUGCCACCGACAGCUCCGAGUCCGAUUCGUCAGUUGACAGUAUGGAUGGACUUGGACAUCCGCCAGAAUUUGCCGUAUCAAUGUGGGACCUCAAUCACUGUGAUCCGAAAAAGUGUUCGGGCAGAAAACUAGCACGUCUUGGACUGAUUUCUAAUUUGCGUUUGGGUCAAAAGUUUCCUGGACUUGUCCUUUCGCCAGUCGGUCAACUAUGUGUUAGUACACAGGAUCGCGAAAUCGUUGCUGCUUCUGGAGUAGCAGUUAUCGAUUGUUCUUGGGCGAAGCUAGAUGAGACUCCCUUCAACCGUAUGCGCAGUCCCUAUCCCCGGCUAUUGCCAUUUUUGGUGGCAGCAAAUCCAAUCAAUUAUGGAAAACCCUGCAAGCUUAGUUGCGUGGAAGCAAUAGCUGCAACACUCUAUAUAUGCGGCUUUAUUGAAGAAUCGCGUUGGUUUAUGGGUAAAUUCUCCUGGGGUCACGCAUUCCUUGAGCUAAACGAAAAGCUCCUUAAUGCAUAUGCAGCGUGCAAAGGCAGCGAUGAAAUUUUAAAAGUGCAAAAGGAAUAUCUAGAAGCGGAGCAAAAGGAGCGUGACAAGCCGAGGGAUCUAAAAGAGUUUUAUCCCACAAGCAGCAGCAGCAGUAGUGAGAGUGCAGAUGAUAACGAAGAACUAAAAUAAAUGUAAAAACGUAAUAUUAGUUU